Pisolithus orientalis is the source of this 546-nucleotide messenger RNA. RefSeq lists its product as uncharacterized. The transcript is spliced from 4 exons. NCBI's taxonomy places the organism in Eukaryota, Fungi, Basidiomycota, Agaricomycetes, Boletales, Pisolithaceae. Bases 58 to 270 code for a protein of 70 amino acids. The record is from RefSeq and is a predicted model, not a curated record.
CAACGAACCUUGAAUUUCCACUCUUGAGACAUAGAUGCCCUUUCACAAAUCCCCGAGAUGAUGACUGGCUUAUCCAACAUGGGAAUUCUCUUCCUGAGUACUGUGCGCGUGAAUGGAAAGUACGGAUGUAGCUCUUUGCGCUUCGCACCACCCUCUUCGAGUUCGUGGCAACCGGGACACUGGAAGUCUAUGUCCUCAGCACGGGCCUUGUCCGUGAGCCACUGCGCUAAUCCUAAGCAGGGGUCGCACACGACGCGAGGGCAGGAAUAGCACUCGAAUAAGUAUUUAGCUCCGUUGUGGCAAAGGUAGCAAUACUGGUUAUGCCACUCCUCAGCCAGAGGGGACUGUCCCCAAGAGGAUGGAACGGAUGUCAACGAACUCAGUGUUGAAGCCUUUGAGGUGGACUGCACGGAUGCAUGUCGGAUGGGGGUGGCGCGAGCAGCGCGAAUGAUUUGCACUCAUGGUGCAAUACCGGACGUGGUUUUCUUUGCGUUCUGCCUUGUUCUGGCCAUGGAUAGUUCCUUAAUGAAAUGUUGACGUGUGACG